Messenger RNA from Trichogramma pretiosum, 1102 nucleotides. RefSeq lists its product as uncharacterized. NCBI's taxonomy places the organism in Eukaryota, Metazoa, Arthropoda, Insecta, Hymenoptera, Trichogrammatidae. The record is from RefSeq and is a predicted model, not a curated record. The coding region runs from base 136 to 936 and encodes 266 amino acids. The transcript has 5 exons.
GCUAAAAAGCUCUGGAAAGUGGAAUUGGGAAAAUGCUUGCGUACACUUUUUUUUGGAUGCACGAAGGGUUUCAAUUCACAAAAUGUUAGCCAGCAACAUGUAAAACUUCGUCCAGAAAUUUUCCUUGACGAUUUGAUGGCAUUCAAUGAUGGAACGAUCGCCACCUUCACAACCGAGCGAAUAAUUAGUAGCAUUAUUGACAAGUACGACAGGCCGACGGAUUUUCAUAGGCCUGAAUCCUUUACCGAUUACGACGAUGUACAUCACUUUGAUGUUGAGCCUGUUCUACAUACCUACCCAUCGAAAAAAUUUCUCGUUCCUACUUCAACGACAAUCACUAAGACCACUACGAUGACGACUCCAACUCCCAUUACUACUGCCAGGUCUGUAACUAUUGCUAGUACCACUACUUCUACCGUAAAACCAAUUAUACGAUCCAGUACAACAAAAAGUAAACCAACUAGUCCUAAACCUGAUGCUAACCAAAGCAGUCACGCAGGACAGCUUUUUGAUUACUUACCGAUCGAUUUACUCAAAAAAGUCCACAAGACUCUAAAAUAUCAACCGGCAACUAUUAAAGGAAAAAUCAAAUUUCUUAAAGCCUUUGAGCAAACGUUAAUUGGAGAGAUAAAGACUCGAUUAAAUGCGGCUCUUAGCGUUGGGCCGUCCCGGAAACCCAGGGAUGCCAGAGGCGAUUGGGGACAUGACGAGAGUAUAGGAUUCCCUUCUCUUGAGGGUACAUUAAUGGCCAUUUCAUUUUUAACUUUUGCUGUUUAUUUAGUUAGAUUAGUCAUGUUGCUUUUCCGUAACGUUGGUGGUACAGGGACAGCGCCCAUCUUCAUUGGCCGAAAAAAACGCUCUAGUGAUCUCCAUAUCGAAGAUACCGAAAGAAUUCUUGGCUACUUGAGUCAUCCUUUUGAUCCUGAUUAUUCAUGAUAUUUUGAAAAAUUCUGACGCCUAUGUAUAAAUUAAUAUAAGUUGAAUUUUUUAGUAUAAUGGUUUGAAGGGAUUUUAUUGAGCUGAUAAUAAACAAUGAUGUUAAUAUAAAUCUCUGUAAAAUUUGUUUACUGCGUACAACGUUUCGUCAAUGUAUCAUUGUCCU